CAACCGGCAUGGAGGCGGUUUCAACCUUCCACAUCCGAUAUCGGCCUUUCUCUUCCGGUCACGACGACAGCAGCCUGCGUGAAGAUGGUGCAGCGCCUGACAUACCGACGUCGGCUGUCCUACAACACCGCGUCCAACAAGACCAGACUGUCCCGGACGCCCGGUAACCGCAUCGUGUACCUGUACACGAAGAAGGUUGGCAAAGCCCCCAAGUCAGCAUGUGGCAUCUGCCCAGGAAGGCUGCGUGGAAUCCGGGCUGUGAGACCUCAGGUUCUCAUGAGGCUCUCCAAAACCAAGAAGCAUGUCAGUAGGGCUUAUGGAGGCUCCAUGUGCGCCAAGUGUGUACGUGACAGGAUCAAGCGUGCUUUCCUGAUCGAGGAGCAGAAGAUCGUCGUCAAGGUGCUCAAGGCACAAGCACAGAGCCAGAAGACAAAGUAAAAUGUAUUUGUAUUGCCACAAUAAAACAAAAAAUACAAACAUUGA
Molecule: messenger RNA, 483 nt
Organism: Phycodurus eques (leafy seadragon)
Lineage: Eukaryota; Metazoa; Chordata; Actinopteri; Syngnathiformes; Syngnathidae
Gene: rpl34
Product: ribosomal protein L34
Exons: 5
Coding region: 85-438 (117 amino acids)
Biological process (GO): translation
Cellular component (GO): ribosome
Molecular function (GO): structural constituent of ribosome
Source: RefSeq, a predicted model, not a curated record